AUGGGCUUCACCAUGGGCCUGAACCUUCUCCUCCUCCUGGCCAUGGUCGCCACCAACAUUUUAUCUCUCUACCAUCUCUCCUCCAACAUUCAGUCCAAGCCCCCUGCCCCUCCGCCCGUCCCCGACCACCUAAUCCACCAGCUCUCCACCAUCCGCGCCACCAUCAACCACCUCACCUCCCUCCACCCCUCCGCCGCCAAGCAAACCCCAUCCUCCUCCUCCGCCGCCGCCACGGCGGCGGCCCCCUCCGAUCUCCUCAUCUACACCAACAUCGCCCCCAUCGCCUCCUCCUGCAGAGACAACCCCGCCCUCCUCCACCGCUACAUNCCUCCCGGCGGACCCGUUCUCCCCCCUCCCCGACCGGACUCCGUUCCUCCUCACCCGCUACGCCUGCCGGACUUUCUCCUGCCUCGCCGCCGGCUCGAACCCCGAAAUGGGCUUCGACAUGAGGGUCGAGAGAUCCAACUCCUGCAAAUCGCGGCGUCGGCGGGCGUCGCCAUCCGGCUCGCAGCGGACGUCGGCGGCGGGACGGGCACCUUCGCCGCACAGAUGAAGCUGCGGAACGUCACCGUGCUGACCACCACCAUGAGCCUCGGCGCGCCGUACAGCGAGGCGGUAGCGGCCAGGGGGCUGAUUCCCCUUCACGCGCCCCUGCAGCAGAGGUUGCCGGUGUUCGACGGGGUAUUGGAUCUGGUGAGGUACGGGCGCGCCGUAAACCGGUGGAUCCCAGCCGUGUCCUUGGAGUUCCUGCUCUUUGAUGCAGAUCGGGUUCUGAGGGCUGGCGGCUAUAUUCUACUGGAUCGGUUUUUCAGUAAAAAAUCGGAUCUUGAAAAGGUAUAUGGACCGAUUGUAGGGAAGUUGGGCUACAAGAAGGUGAAAUGGGCCGUGGCCGAUAAGAAUGAUCCGAGUGGGAUUAAGAAUGGGGAAGUUUAUCUCACUGCACUUCUGCAGAAGCCAUUGAAUAAAUGA
Molecule: messenger RNA, 969 nt
Organism: Striga asiatica
Lineage: Eukaryota; Viridiplantae; Streptophyta; Magnoliopsida; Lamiales; Orobanchaceae
Source: the annotation of a GenBank genome assembly